Messenger RNA from Metarhizium album ARSEF 1941, 1809 nucleotides. RefSeq names its product L-ornithine 5-monooxygenase (L-ornithine N(5)-oxygenase). The transcript has 3 exons. The record is from RefSeq and is a predicted model, not a curated record. Bases 1 to 1809 code for a protein of 602 amino acids. NCBI's taxonomy places the organism in Eukaryota, Fungi, Ascomycota, Sordariomycetes, Hypocreales, Clavicipitaceae. Gene Ontology annotation, biological process: intracellular iron ion homeostasis.
AUGUCACCGCACAGCGAAGUCGUUACCGUCGCCAGCAGUGGUGCGGCCGACGCGACGCUGAAUGGGAAUGCCGUCGCGCCGCCCAGCAACGACAGCAACAGGGCUGCUGAGGCUCUCGCUCCUGUUUCUUCUCCUGCUCCUGCUCCUGCUCCUGCUCCUGCUCCUGCUCCUGCUCCUGCCACGGCCACGGUUACGGCCGCGGGCACUUUUGAUACCCCGCAACUCCCCACCUCGGCGUCAAUCGCGACUUUGCCCAUCAAAGGACAAGACGCCCGAGGCACAAGCACAUCAUCAAACGGUGCCAGCACCAAUGGCAGUGGCGUGGCUCAGCACAUCAGUCGUCACAAGCUCGUCGACGUGGCAGCUCAAAGCUCGCCGUACCUGGUGCCUGCGGCCCUCGACUCCGAGUAUGAUCUUGUUUGCGUCGGUUUCGGUCCUGCCGGCCUGUCCGUCGCGGUAGCUAUUCACGAUGCCAUCUCAGCAGGCAGAAAGCUGUUGCCCGAUGGCUCUUAUCCCAAAGUCCUCUUUAUUGAAAAGCAGGACCGGUUUGCCUGGCACUCGGGCAUGCUGCUACCCGGCGCCAAAAUGCAGAUUUCCUUUAUCAAGGACUUGGCCACCCUCAGAGACCCGAGGUCCGAAUUCACCUUUCUCAACUAUCUGCACUGUCAGGGUCGUCUUGUCGACUUUACCAACUUGAGCACUUUCCUGCCAGCACGUGCAGAGUAUGAAGACUACCUUCGCUGGUGCUCUUCGUUCUUCACAAGUCUGGUGCGAUUUGGUCAGCAAGCAGUUUCGGUGUCUCCUGACAACAUCCCCGAGGGCCCAGUCCGUUCAUUCACUGUCAAGUCCCAAGAUACGGCUACUGGGCAGACUCAUACCUAUCGCGGGCGUCACGUGCUGGUGGCCGCAGGUGGCCAGCCUUCCAUGCCUAGGAACUUUCCUCGCAAGCACCCCCGGAUUAUUCAUUCUUCGGAGUAUGCGAAUGUCAUUGGAAAAUUGGUACCAAAAAAUACCACGCCUUGCCGAGUAGUUGUUGUUGGUGCUGGUCAGAGUGCUGCUGAAAUCUUCAACGAUGUUGCGAGUCGAUUUCCCAACUCCAAGACUUGUCUUGUUAUGAGACCCGAGUUCUUACGUCCAAGUGAUGACUCUCCCUUCGUUAAUACCGUCUUUAACCCCGAAUUCGUUGACUCCCUUUACCCCAAGUCUGCCAAGUAUCGCGACAACUUCUUGACUGAGGCUCGCGCCACUAAUUAUGGUGUCGUGCGCCUGGAGCUUAUUGAAGCCCUCUACGAACGGAUGUACAAUCAGCGACGAGAGCUCGGUACCAACGAGAGGGCUUGGCCACACAGAAUCAUGGGCGGCAAGCAAAUCACGAGUAUUGAGCCCAGUGGUGAUAUACUCCAGCUCAUGAUUCAAAAUGUCCCAGAUAGUAACCUAGACGGCUUCAUCGACGAUCUUGAUGUGGAGGUCAUCGAGGCUGACAUCGUCAUCGCGGCCACAGGAUAUCAGCGUAACGCCCACGUUGGCAUGAUCAAGGACGCAUGGAACCUGUUGCCCAAGGCAGCUCCUGGUGGCUUGCAGUUGAGCAAAGGUAUUUCAGGAUGGAACGUGGAGACCGAGCAGGGCGAGCGCAAGAUUACAGUCGGUCGUGACUAUAGAGUCAAGUUUGCAGCUGGGACUGUCGCUGACGAAGCAGGCGUGUGGUUACAGGGUUGCUGUGAGGGUACACAUGGGUUGAGCGACACCCUUUUGUCAGUUCUGGCCACAAGAUCCGGCGAGAUUGUCGAUAACAUUUUUGGCAGUCAGUAG